CAGAUAUCAACAACGUAACCUCUAUCUCUUCACGUGUUUCACUUGUUUACGAACGCGUCGUAGCGGUCUGAAAAAACUUAUUUUUCAAAUAGAUAUUAAACCUAAUCAAAAUGGGCAAAACUAAGAAAGAUAGCGAAUCAGAAAAUAACGCAAACAACACAACGUUAGAGGUUGAAGGUAGCGAUGAGUUGACUUACGAACAAAAACUCGAGAAUGUUAGCAUUAUCGCCAAACCGAUGGCACCAAAAAAAUUGACGAAAAAGUGUUAUAAACUUAUUAAAAAAGCAUGCAAACAUAAAACCUACCUGAGAAAUGGCCUCAAAGACGUUCAAAUGCGCCUGAGAAAAGGAGAAACCGGCAUCGUCCUGUUUGCUGGUGAUGUCACACCCGUCGAUAUCGUCGCUCACCUUCCAGCUGUUUGUGAAGACAAAGAUAUUCCCUAUUGUUUUGUCCCAGCGCGACACGACCUCGGUGCUGCAAUGGGUGUCAAACGCGGAUGCCUCACAGUUCUCAUCAGAGAGCAUGCUGAAUAUAAGGAUGUAUAUGAUGAGCUAAAGGCUGAAAUCAAAACGUUGGCAAUAGAAUUAUAAAAACAUUCUCACUUGGUGCAAAUGUUUCAAGCAUCCAGACUAGAAUAGAGUUAAGUUUCUCUGUAUGAAUUACUUUUUUGUUUUGAGUAUUUGUUUGUUUGUUAAAUUGAUUCAUUAUUCAAUAAAUCAUAAACAACAAUAUGAAAAGAAUUAAGAUAGAA
Dalotia coriaria is the source of this 751-nucleotide messenger RNA. It is a transcript of the gene NHP2, whose product is annotated as NHP2 ribonucleoprotein. The transcript is spliced from 2 exons. Gene Ontology annotation, molecular function: box H/ACA snoRNA binding. Lineage: Eukaryota; Metazoa; Arthropoda; Insecta; Coleoptera; Staphylinidae. Bases 111 to 590 code for a protein of 159 amino acids. Gene Ontology annotation, biological process: rRNA pseudouridine synthesis; snRNA pseudouridine synthesis; maturation of LSU-rRNA. The record is from RefSeq and is a predicted model, not a curated record. Gene Ontology annotation, cellular component: box H/ACA snoRNP complex; cytosolic large ribosomal subunit.